AUGCGUACUUCCGCUUUCGCUGCUAUUCUCGGCUUUGCCGUCUACGGAUCCCAGGCCACCGCCAUUAACUUCGCCGACAACUGGCGCGACAACUGGCGCGACAACUGGCCCACCAACUGGCCUGACAACUGGUCCGACAACUGGCCCGACAAUUGGCCCGUUACCUGGCUCGUCAGUUUGCUCGGCAGCCUCAACAGCCUCAACAGAAUCGACAACCUCAACAGCAUCGACAGCCUCAGCAGCCUCGACAGCCUCGACAGCCUCGCCAGCCUCGCCAGCCUCAACGGCCUCGACCACUUCCCCGAGAAUCCUUGCGAAUGGCUCGGCGGAACUUGUGAGGCAACUGCUGUGAACUUUUGCAGUGGCCUUAACGAUAUUAAGAUUGGAGUGCCAUGUGGCUCUUUCGGAUCGAUCUCUGUCGGAACGGCUGGUGUUGGCUGCUGCUGGCACGCAGCAAUCUGA
This is a messenger RNA of Trichoderma gamsii, 462 nucleotides long. RefSeq lists its product as hypothetical. The transcript has 3 exons. The record is from RefSeq and is a predicted model, not a curated record. The coding region runs from base 1 to 462 and encodes 153 amino acids. NCBI's taxonomy places the organism in Eukaryota, Fungi, Ascomycota, Sordariomycetes, Hypocreales, Hypocreaceae.